AUGGCUCGUCGUUUGGCCCUGAUCCUGGCAAACGGCGCAUACCUGCACAGGCCCAAGCUGUCCCGACCAGCAGCCGCAGCUGCUGAGCUCGCCCGCAAGCUCCAUGCUCUGGACUUCCAGGUACAAUCUGCGAUUGAUGAGACGUUGGCAGGGAUGCAGGCGGCGGUGGAGGAAUACCUGGGGCAGGUGUCGACAGCAGCGGAGCCGCCGACAGAAACCGACAGGCAGGAGCCCCUGUUGCUGGUGUGCGCCUUUUGUGGCCACGGCUCGGCCGGGCGUUUCCUACCGGUGGACUGUGCCAGCGUUCCGGCGCCGGAGGAGACCUUCUGCUUCUUCGAGGACCUGCUCUUCAAACUCUUGCACGCCUUGGAGUCGGCCAGGUCGAACGCUUUUGUUCGGAACAAGAGCUGGAAGCAGCAAAAGAAUGCGAGUCUUUUCCAUAGACUGGGCUGCCCCACAGAUGAUGACGUGGUGUCGGGGUGGAAGAGCUGUGGGAUCCGAAUCCUGAUCGUCAUAGAAAGCUGCCGCCGACUGGUCGGUGAAGAGCUGGCAGCAUAUCAGGCCGCGCGCGCACGCUGCGCGCAUGGAAAGCGGCAUCUGCUGCCGUGCAUGUUGCCUGUGAGGAGGGAGCUGGCAAGCCUUGGCGGUGCUGACUGGGAUGCCGCACGCAUGGCCUUCGUCGCCCGGCAGCUGGGAGCCGGAGCGCCGCAGCUCCUCUUCGCGCUCUCAUCCGAGUCCACCACACCCUCCUACGAUGUUGCCGCUGGGUUGCAGUCAUGUGCCCGGUCCGGCCGGCAAGUGCACCAAGAGUAG
Symbiodinium natans is the source of this 813-nucleotide messenger RNA. Lineage: Eukaryota; Dinophyceae; Suessiales; Symbiodiniaceae. The record is from the annotation of a GenBank genome assembly.